AUGCAGAACAGAUUUCGAUUCAUCUACAAGAAGAUGGUAGACAAAAAAAUGACAAGUGGCUUCAAAGUUGAAGAGGAGUAUGUUCACAUUUUUUAAAAACGUUUGUAUUGUAGUGAGCCUCGCAGUGAGAAUGAGGCUGGCCAUGCAAAUACAAAGCUAUUUUCAAUCUCUUGGACAUGACGAAGGUUUAUUGGCUGUAAUUUUUUCAUUGAUCUGUGGCGAUUGUUGGCUCAAGUCUGAAUUGGUAUGGAUGAAAUAACGUAUUUUUUAGUCCUCAAGGCUGUGCUCAAAGAAACUUUGAAGGGAGUCCAUUGCCAUGAACCUGUGAAAUCCAGAGUGCCCAUAGAAACCUGAAAUUUUCUAGUCACUCAGGAGCAAAAGUUAGUUGCCAGGGGUGACUAUGCACUACCAGAACACAGCCUUGGGUGUUUUCACCUUAAUUAUCUUACAACAAUAAUUGUACAGUUAAUAUUAUAGUUUAAAUAAUUAUUUUUAUAUGAUAUAUCUUUCAGCAAAAACAUCAAUUAACUUUAAAAGUUGUUCAUAAAAUUGGAAAUAGUCAACUGUAAAAUGUCAUAGAUAGGCUUCAGUUAGAAUUGACUUGUUACAUAAAGUAGGUCUUGUUUUAACUGAGAAUAGUUUACUGAGCCUUCACUUUGAAAUUAACAUACUGUUUUUGUCACAGUCCCCAGUCAGAGGUGAACCAGGACAUCUUGUCUAAAAUAAAAGAAGUUCUAAAAAAGGAACACGGAGGAGAAAAUUGCCCAUGGACUGAUCUGCAAAUGGAA
Porites lobata is the source of this 788-nucleotide messenger RNA. The record is from the annotation of a GenBank genome assembly. Lineage: Eukaryota; Metazoa; Cnidaria; Anthozoa; Scleractinia; Poritidae.